Molecule: messenger RNA, 1837 nt
Organism: Pogoniulus pusillus (Red-fronted tinkerbird)
Lineage: Eukaryota; Metazoa; Chordata; Aves; Piciformes; Lybiidae
Gene: EMB
Product: embigin
Exons: 10
Coding region: 273-1307 (344 amino acids)
Biological process (GO): dendrite self-avoidance; axon guidance; homophilic cell-cell adhesion
Cellular component (GO): axon; plasma membrane
Molecular function (GO): cell-cell adhesion mediator activity
Source: RefSeq, a predicted model, not a curated record
UACAACCUCCCUGUGAAGAGGAAAGGUGCUGCCUGUAGCCGCUGCCGGCUUUUUUUCUGCCGGUGGCUGCCUGACGUCUGUCCUGUUCGCGGAACUAGGGCUGUGCUGAUCUAAUUUUGAUCCCUGUCGCAGCUGCCGACUCUCUCGGGCCCGCUUGGGGCUUCCACAGCAGCAGCCGCCGCUGCCCGCAGGCAGCGCACGGACGAGCCAAGCCAGCUGCCUGGGUGGCGCCGGGGGAGCGGCAGUGGGACUGCGGCAGCAGCUGGGGGACCAUGCCUGUCGUCUUUGCGAAACGCUUGAGGCGGCUGCUGCUGCUGCUGUUGCUCUGCCUCAGCCCCAGCCCCUCGGACGAGAGCCCCGCAGACACAGCUAUGACAACACAAGAUGCAAGUCAGUCUCAGGCAAACUCUAUGACUAAGAUGCAAGCUGGAUUCAAUGAGUCAUCUCCUGAUCCAGAUCCUACCACACAGGAGUUCAAGCAGGCAACUGAAGAAAAUGUGUCUAAUGUGACUUUUGUGAAGUAUGAGGUACUCCUACCUGGUGUUUCUGGUAAACCCAUGGAGAAAAACAUCACUUUGGACAGUGCAACUAGAGUUGAACUUUCAUGCAAAUUGGAUGCUAAGUAUUCGCAUUUGAAAAGCCUUCAAGUGACUUGGAGAAAAGGAAAUGAAACCAUUGGGCACGUUAAUAAAACUGAAAACAGCUGGAGCAUCCAUUUGCAGAUCCUGGAUAACAGUAAACUGGGAAGUUACAGCUGUACUCUGCAAGGUAAAAAAGAAAUCAGCGCUAAGUUUCACUUACAAGUACCAGAAAUUGAAGGAAAAGAAAAACCCAUAGUCAGCUAUGAAGGAGAUACAGCUGUAAUGAUCUGUAAAAUUUCUGGCUAUACACCCCUUGCUUGGACCUGGUAUAUGGCCAAUGGUAGUGAACAGAUUGCCAUUAAUGACUCUUUGCUGGCAGAUAAAUAUGUCAUUAAUGGAGGAUCUGCCAAUGUAACCCAACUGAAGAUACUGAACCUCACCAAGGAAGAUAAUGGCAUAUAUCAGUGUGAAGCUGCAUUUCAAUUAGGGAAAAGCAUAGGAAAGCUGAAACUUAAAGUUCUUGACCUCAUGGUGCCUCUCAGACCCUUUCUAGCAAUUGUGGCUGAAGUUGUUAUUUUAGUAACCGUCAUUUUCCUUUAUGAGAUGUAUUCAAAGAAGAAAGAGAAAUGUGCAACAGAUGAAAAAGAAUUUGACCAAGUUGAGCAACUUAAAUCAGAAGAAAGCAAUGGCCUGGAAAACAGUGGUGCUAGGCACAGAAGAAUUUAAUCUGGUUCCUAAAAAGCCUAGUGACAGGCAGCUUCUGCUUAUGCCAGCUGAAAAUGCUUGUCAGAGGACAGUCUGUUAGUUGAGGACCAAUUCAACACACUUCUGCUCCCUCUCCACAUCUGGCAUCCCAAUCUCUCACCCAAACAUGAGAAAUGAGUGACUGCAUUCUUGUUACUGCUGGUAGUUUAUCACACGCUGUCCCCCUGAGGGAAGAUUUGCCAUGCCAUCUAUAUUAAAGAACCAAAAUAGAAGUAUCAAAUGAAAUUUAUACAAAGAGUAACAACCUUUGUCUCUUUCUCUUAUGUUCCUCUACUUGUUUAGUGCUGUGACCUCAGUUCCAAAAGACUUACCCCCAUAUUGGAGCUAAAGUCUCAUUUUCAUGAAGUCCUUUUGGCGCACGAUACUCAGUGAAUCACUAAGGAUUUGGAUUGGCAAAUUGUAAUAUAUACAUUAGAAUUAAUGUAAUUUUCAAACUAAUAUGAAAUGGAAAUAAUGCAAUAAUAAUAGUGGGAAAAUGAUCAUGUUAUAAG